This is a messenger RNA of Pteropus alecto (black flying fox), 10026 nucleotides long. RefSeq names its product chromodomain helicase DNA binding protein 2 (gene CHD2). Gene Ontology annotation, cellular component: nucleus; chromatin. The coding region runs from base 2442 to 7967 and encodes 1841 amino acids. Gene Ontology annotation, molecular function: histone binding; ATP binding; DNA binding. The transcript is spliced from 38 exons. Lineage: Eukaryota; Metazoa; Chordata; Mammalia; Chiroptera; Pteropodidae. The record is from RefSeq and is a predicted model, not a curated record. Gene Ontology annotation, biological process: regulation of transcription by RNA polymerase II; nucleosome organization.
UUCAUAAAUAUAAUUUACUAUUAGGUUAGUGAAUAUGAAAGUUUUUAAUGUGGUUUAUUACAGGUGUUGAAUUUUGUUUCAUUAGAUUUUAAAUAUUUUGACCCCUGCUUUCAAAAAUACCUUUCCACAUUCUUUUGCAAAUUAAGUUGUCACAGAGUUGGACUGCUUGUCUUUUGAACUGAUAUGCCUGGGUUAGAUUUAGGAUAGAAAACUUAUAAUCCUAAACUGAUUUUUCUGAGAAGUACUAGCGAUUUGAAGAAUCAGGAAUCCCCAUGUAGUUUGACAAAUUAUUAAAGAUUCAGUACCUAAAAUUGUUACUCCCUUGAGUGUAAGAUUUGCAUAGUCUCAACAGGGGUUUUGGCUUUCUUAUGCAAGGUUUGUGGUUAACAUUGAACAAACUCUACUUUCUAAUUUAAAAAAAUCAAGCAGUGUUGUUGUUCCUUGUAAUAUACUCUCACCUGGAAAACUGCUUUGAAGUCAUGAUGCAUUUGCCUACUGGCAGUGGGGUUACAGCUUAACAAGAAGCUUGCACUUUACUUUUUAAAUGCAUUGUAUCAAGUAUAUUUUGAUUCAUGUAAUUGAUGAAUGUCCAAAAAUAUUCUAGAGACUCCUUGAAGGAGACGAUGGAGUUUGAAAUUAUUGUUACCCUAAAUUGCAUACCUUAACACACGUACAUAAAUAUGACAUCACUUCCUUUUAACAUUGUAAAGCUAAAAGAUAUUAGUUGUGUUUUAUUGUUGAUUAACGUUUUUAUUUUUAGUGAACUAAAACGAAGGAGACUUUCUGACUAGUACUUGGUUUCUUAAUCCAUCAGAAUUUCUCCUUUAAGGACCUGUUUGAAUGGCACAAAGUCUGGUGUUCAGGUAGUACUACAAAAAUCACUUGCAGCCUGAGCCACAGGAGAGGAAGGGAGGAGUUUGCAGGUCAAGUAAAUUUUCGUCUGAGCAUUACUUUAGGAUCUGAAAGGAUUGAGUGCAAGUUGAGGUUAACCUGAUAUUUUCCUGUUACUGGAAGUAAUGCAGUAUUUCAUAGUGAUUAUGUAAGUUUGUUAUUCUUGUAUUCUUUUGAGGUUAAUAUUUAAGUAUAAUGUUAUACUUCGUAUAUGAUUUUUGAAUAGUAAGUUUAUUUUCAAAAAUAAGAUUGAAAAAAUAUUUGGUGUCUGUGAAUCUAAAUAUUUAAAACAAGGUUUUAGUGAUGGACCUGUGUAGAAAUAUAUACCAUGCACUUAUCUAAAUAAUUUACAUUUUGGGGCAACUUCAGUAAUAUCAAAGAAUGGAAACAGGAUGGAAGGGAAUCAGAAUGGAACUGUGUGUACACAGAGUUCUGUGUGUUCUGGUACUCUGCCUUUACAAUUUAUCUUACCUGAAAGUUUAUUAAAUUUGUCUGCAAAUCAUCUGCCUUUGAACCAGGUUUAUUUUGAUAACCUGAGGUGCUGUGAAAAUCAUCUGCUUUUUAAUCAGACUUGUAGCAGUUAUUCCAAAAGCCUGGGGGUGUUUAGAAGUGGUUAUAAUGCAGUUGCUUGUGGACUGGAAAAGACAGUUUAAGUGGCAGCCAUUUUAUGACACUGGUUAAUUUUUACGAAUCGGGAGUUUUGAGAAGAUGAAAAUAAAGAAAAUUGGAACCUGAAAUACCAAAACCUGUUUUUCUCCCCCCUCCCUCUUUGAGUUCUCUGGUGCUAAAAUAAAGGGCAGCUUGGUAGUUAGCCCUGGCAGCAGCUCUGUGAGCCCCUGGCAUCUUGGUGCAGGUCCAGCUCAGUCACAAAAUGGCUGUUCCUUUGUGCCGCAGCGCUGACAGACAUACUGCAUUGCACUGUGUACUCGCCAAACAGCAGGAAGUUGCCGUGCCGAGUUCAAAGGCCGGCCGGCGCAGGCGCCGAGAGCUGAUUGGCUGUACGCGCGCCUGGUAACAGCGGGUCAACAGCGACGGCCUUCGGGCAGGCCCCGCCCCGUGACGUCAGGCGCCUCGUCGCCGAAACAGCGAACGCGGUGACGUUGGGCUGCGUGCGCAGCCCUGGUGCUUCCUCUUCGCCUGGCGAGCCAUCCGGCUGCGGGGAGGGGAAAGGGAAGGGAGGGGACCUUUAGCUGGGACUUUCCGGUGGCGGCAGCUUCCCGGAACGAUUUCUCUCCUGGCAGUCCGCUUCGCCUUUCCCUCUAGCGGCCCACACCCUUGGCACGUCUUUUAACCUUUCCUGGGAAUGGUUUUCUUUUAGAAGCAGUUUUUACUUUUGGAAACCUUUAGGUAGAAAACCUGUCAGUUUUUACAUUUUUUCUUUCCUGUGUCUUAGCGGGUCUUAGCGGGUGUUUUCCCCUCUUUUCUGUUCAAUGUGAAGAGAUUAGUGAGUUUUAAUUUUGCUACCAUUGACCAAAACCAUUUCACUGUCAAGGAAACAAUUUUAUUUAAAUUGAAACGUCUUAACAGGUGUUAGAGCUGUUGUUUAAUACAUGGCUCAUAAACCAAGGGAAGAUUAUUUGAACUUGUCCCCGUGCAUUUUUACUUUGUACCAUACAUUUUCUGAAUUGGCAUUUGAUGGAGAAAAACUCAGUCACUCAGCAUCUGAAGAAGCUUCGGGUUCAGACUCAGGCAGCCAGUCGGAGAGUGAGCAAGGCAGCGAUCCGGGAAGUGGACAUGGCAGCGAGUCAAAUAGCAGUUCUGAGUCUUCAGAGAGUCCGUCGGAAUCUGAGAGUGAAUCGGCAGGUUCCAAAUCCCAGCCAGUCCUUCCAGAAGCCAAAGAGAAGCCAGCCUCUAAGAAGGAGCGGAUAGCCGACGUGAAGAAGAUGUGGGAAGAAUACCCUGAUGUUUAUGGGGUUAGGCGGUCAAACCGAAGCAGACAAGAACCGUCACGAUUUAAUAUUAAGGAGGAGGCAAGUAGCGGGUCUGACAGUGGGAGCCCAAAAAGAAGAGGCCAGAGGCAGCUGAAAAAACAAGAAAAAUGGAAACGGGAGCCCUCGGAAGAUGAGCAGGAACAAGGAACCAGUGCAGAGAGUGAACCAGAGCAGAAGAAAGUGAAAGCCAGAAGACCUGUCCCCAGAAGAACAGUGCCCAAACCUCGUGUUAAAAAGCAGCCUAAAACUCAGCGUGGGAAGAAAAAAAAGCAAGAGUCUUCCGAUGAUGACGAUGAAGAUGACGAAGCCCCUAAGAGGCAGACUCGUCGCAGAGCGGCUAAAAACGUUAGUUACAAAGAAGACGAUGACUUCGAGACUGACUCGGAUGACCUCAUUGAAAUGACUGGGGAAGGAGCUGAUGAGCAGCAGGAUAAUAGUGAAACCAUCGAAAAGGUCUUAGAUUCAAGGCUCGGGAAGAAAGGAGCCACUGGAGCUUCUACUACUGUAUAUGCGAUUGAAGCUAAUGGAGACCCCAGUGGUGACUUUGACUCCGAAAAGGAUGAAGGCGAAGUGCAGUACCUCAUCAAGUGGAAGGGUUGGUCUUACAUCCAUAGCACUUGGGAGAGUGAAGAAUCCUUACAGCAACAGAAAGUGAAGGGCCUGAAAAAACUCGAGAACUUCAAGAAGAAAGAGGAUGAAAUUAAGCAAUGGUUAGGGAAAGUUUCUCCUGAAGAUGUGGAAUAUUUCAACUGCCAACAAGAGCUGGCCUCGGAGUUGAACAAACAGUAUCAGAUCGUAGAAAGAGUAAUAGCUAUGAAGACAAGCAAAUCUACACUGGGUCAAACGGAUUUUCCAGCUCACAGUCGGAAGCCGGCACCUUCAAAUGAACCUGAAUAUCUAUGCAAAUGGAUGGGGCUGCCCUAUUCAGAGUGUAGCUGGGAAGACGAAGCCUUGAUUGGAAAGAAAUUCCAGAGCUGCAUUGAUAGCUUCCAUAGUCGGAACAACUCAAAAACCAUCCCGACAAGAGAGUGUAAGGCCCUGAAGCAGAGACCACGCUUUGUAGCUUUAAAGAAACAGCCGGCAUAUUUGGGAGGGGAGAAUCUGGAGCUCCGUGACUAUCAGCUAGAAGGUCUCAACUGGCUUGCUCAUUCCUGGUGCAAAAGUAACAGUGUAAUCCUUGCCGAUGAAAUGGGCCUAGGAAAGACCAUCCAGACCAUAUCAUUCCUCUCCUACCUGUUCCACCAACACCAGCUGUAUGGCCCCUUUCUUAUAGUCGUCCCUUUAUCCACCCUCACCUCAUGGCAGAGGGAGUUUGAAAUCUGGGCACCAGAGAUUAACGUAGUGGUUUACAUAGGUGACCUGAUGAGCAGAAAUACGAUACGGGAAUAUGAAUGGAUUCAUUCUCAGACCAAAAGGUUGAAGUUCAAUGCACUUAUAACAACAUAUGAGAUUCUCUUGAAAGACAAGACUGUGCUGGGCAGUAUUAACUGGGCGUUUCUGGGAGUGGAUGAAGCCCAUCGUUUGAAGAAUGAUGACUCUUUGUUGUAUAAAACUCUGAUUGAUUUCAAGUCCAACCAUAGGCUCCUGAUUACGGGGACCCCUCUUCAGAACUCCCUCAAAGAGCUCUGGUCCUUGCUGCACUUUAUUAUGCCGGAGAAGUUUGAGUUCUGGGAAGAUUUCGAGGAAGACCAUGGGAAAGGGAGAGAGAAUGGCUACCAGAGUCUCCAUAAGGUGCUAGAGCCUUUUCUUCUCCGGAGAGUGAAAAAAGACGUGGAGAAGUCUCUUCCUGCCAAAGUGGAGCAGAUCCUUAGGGUGGAGAUGUCGGCCCUUCAGAAGCAGUAUUACAAAUGGAUUCUGACCAGGAAUUACAAGGCUCUUGCCAAAGGAACAAGAGGCAGCACAUCUGGUUUCCUUAAUAUUGUGAUGGAACUCAAAAAAUGCUGCAACCAUUGUUACCUGAUCAAGCCCCCCGAAGAAAACGACAGGGAGAACGGACAGGAGGUUCUUCUGUCCCUGAUCAGGAGCAGUGGGAAGCUGAUUCUAUUAGAUAAACUGUUGACAAGACUGCGAGACAGGGGGAACAGAGUCCUUAUCUUCUCUCAGAUGGUGAGAAUGCUGGACAUCCUGGCCGAGUACCUGACUAUCAAGCACUAUCCUUUCCAGCGUCUGGAUGGUUCCAUCAAGGGAGAAAUCCGAAAACAGGCACUGGACCACUUCAAUGCAGAUGGGUCUGAGGACUUCUGUUUCCUGCUCUCGACAAGGGCUGGUGGCCUGGGAAUCAAUUUGGCUUCAGCGGACACAGUCGUCAUCUUCGACUCUGACUGGAACCCCCAGAACGACUUGCAGGCACAAGCCCGAGCCCAUAGAAUUGGUCAGAAGAAACAGGUAAAUAUUUACCGCUUGGUUACAAAGGGGACCGUGGAGGAAGAGAUCAUAGAACGGGCCAAAAAGAAGAUGGUAUUGGACCAUCUGGUGAUUCAGCGCAUGGACACUACUGGCCGGACAGUCCUGGAAAACAACUCGGGAAGGUCCAAUUCAAAUCCUUUUAACAAAGAAGAGCUGACAGCCAUUUUGAAAUUUGGAGCAGAGGAUCUCUUCAAAGAAAUGGAAGGGGAGGAAUCAGAGCCUCAGGAGAUGGAUAUAGAUGAGAUUUUGCGCUUGGCCGAAACCAGAGAGAACGAAGUGUCAACAAGUGCGACAGACGAGCUUCUGUCACAAUUUAAGGUCGCCAACUUCGCGACAAUGGAAGACGAAGAGGAGCUGGAAGAGCGCCCUCACAAGGACUGGGAUGAGAUCAUCCCUGAGGAGCAGAGGAAGCGCGUGGAGGAGGAGGAGCGGCAGAAGGAGCUGGAAGAGAUUUACAUGCUGCCUCGAAUUCGCAGCUCCACCAAAAAGGCUCAGACAAAUGACAGUGACUCUGAUACGGAGUCUAAGAGGCAGGCGCAGAGAUCCUCUGCCUCAGAGAGCGAGACGGAGGACUCUGACGACGACAAGAAGCCGAAGCGCAGAGGGCGCCCGCGGAGUGUGCGGAAGGACCUGGUGGAGGGCUUCACUGACGCGGAGAUCCGCAGGUUCAUCAAGGCGUAUAAGAAGUUUGGUCUCCCCCUUGAACGGCUGGAGUGCAUAGCACGCGAUGCCGAACUAGUCGAUAAGUCUGUGGCUGACCUGAAGCGCUUGGGGGAGUUGAUUCACAACAGCUGCGUGUCUGCAAUGCAGGAGUAUGAGGAGCAGCUCAAAGAAACCGCCAGCGAGGGGAAAGGACCAGGGAAAAAGAGAGGGCCAACAAUCAAGAUUUCUGGGGUUCAGGUUAAUGUGAAAUCCAUCAUACAGCAUGAAGAAGAGUUUGAAAUGCUGCAUAAAUCUAUCCCUGUGGACCCUGAAGAAAAAAAAAAGUACUGCUUAACCUGUCGUGUCAAAGCUGCACAUUUCGAUGUCGAGUGGGGAGUGGAAGAUGAUUCUCGCCUCCUGCUGGGAAUUCAUGAACAUGGCUAUGGGAACUGGGAGCUAAUUAAAACGGACCCAGAGCUUAAGUUAACUGACAAAAUUCUGCCCGUGGAGACAGAUAAAAAGCCCCAGGGGAAGCAGCUGCAGACCAGAGCAGACUACUUGCUGAAGCUGCUCAGGAAGAGUCUGGAGAAGAAGGGGGCCGUGUCGGGCGGGGAAGAGGCCAAAUUAAAAAAGCGGAAGCCUCGAGUAAAAAAGGAAAACAAAGCCCCCAGGCUGAAAGAUGAGCAUGGGAUUGACUUUUCAUCUCCCAGACUCUCAGACAAUCCAUCAGAGGAGGGAGAAGUGAAGGAUGAUGGCUUAGAAAAAAGUCCAAUGAAAAAGAAACAGAAGAAGAAAGAGAACAAGGAGAACAAGGAGAAACAAAUGAGUUCUAGGAAAGACAAAGAAGGAGACAAGGAACGGAAGAAGUCUAAAGAUAAGAAAGAGAAGCCUAAAGGUGGUGAUGCCAAAUCUUCGAGUAAAUCAAAGCGAUCUCAGGGUCCUGUCCAUAUUACAGCAGGAAGUGAACCUGUCCCCAUUGGCGAGGAUGAGGAGGAUGAUCUGGACCAGGAGACAUUCAGCAUAUGUAAAGAGAGGAUGAGGCCCGUGAAAAAGGCACUGAAACAGCUGGACAAACCUGACAAGGGGCUCAACGUGCAGGAGCAACUAGAGCACACCCGGAACUGCCUGCUGAAAAUCGGGGACCGGAUAGCCGAGUGCCUUAAAGCUUACUCAGACCAGGAGCACAUCAAGCUGUGGCGGAGGAACCUAUGGAUUUUUGUUUCCAAGUUUACAGAAUUUGAUGCUCGAAAAUUGCAUAAGUUAUACAAGAUGGCUCAUAAGAAAAGAUCUCAAGAAGAGGAGGAGCAAAAGAAGAAGGAUGAUGUGAUUGGUGGUAAGAAGCCAUUCCGACCGGAGGCCUCAGGCUCAAGCCGGGAUUCCCUAAUGUCUCAGUCCCAUGCGCCGCACAGCCUUCACCCCCAGAAGUCUCAUUUGCCUGCCUCCCACGGCCCACAGAUGCAUGGACACCCAAGGGAUAACUACAGUCACCCCAACAAGAGACACUUUAGUAAUGCAGAUCGAGGAGACUGGCAGAGGGAAAGAAAGUUCAACUAUGGCAGUGGCAACAGCAACCCGUCAUGGGGCAGUGACAGGCACCAUCAGUAUGAGCAGCACUGGUACAAGGACCACCAUUAUGGGGACAGGCGACACAUGGACAGCCACCGUUCUGGGAGCUACCGACCCAACAACCUGUCUAGAAAGAGACCCUACGACCAGUACAGCAGUGACCGAGACCACCGGGGACAUAGAGAUUACUAUGACAGGCACCAUCACGACUCCAAGCGGAGGAGAGCGGAUGAGUUUAGGCCUCAGAACUACCACCAGCAGGAUUUCCGGCGAAUGUCUGACCACCGCCCCCCGAUGGGCUAUCAUGGCCAGGGACCCUCAGACCAUUACCGCACCUUCCACACAGACAAACUGGGGGAGUACAAACAGCCCCUGCCGCCCCUGCACCCCGCAGUCUCAGAUCCUCGUUCACCCCCUUCUCAGAAGUCUCCCCAUGACUCCAAGUCUCCCCUGGAUCAUAGGUCUCCUUUGGAGAGAUCGCUAGAACAGAAAAACAACCCAGAUUAUAACUGGAAUGUUCGGAAAACAUAAAGGACGGCUCGGGAGAAGGGGAGCGCAAGAGUCCUUAGCACCGGAUGUUUUUGGUCUGACCCACGGGAGCCAGUUACCUAGACCAGUAAGUGGAGUUUCUGGACACGCUGCUGCUGCCAGCUCGCCGGCCGAGGGGCGUUUCAGGGAGCGGGGGGCUUUGGUCCGGUCACCACUCCUGCACUCUGGCGCCCCCGCUCGUUCCAGCCUGGUUUCAGCCUCCCACUUUGACGGGUGCUAGGAGGAAGAGGUGACUUUUAUGUACCAGUGUCACAGGCUGUGCUUCCCGGGUGAAGGAAGAAGGGAUCUUAGGGUCGGGAGUGUCUUGUCGCCAGGGUCCGUGCACCCGGGACCUUGGUGCGGUGGUCAGGGAGGGGACGCGCGUGCGAAGGCUGCUGGGACCUGCUGGACAGUGUGUGACUCGGGUCGCUGUGAAGUGACGAUGCUGCUGUCGGGGAGUGGGGCUUGGGGACGAGCGGGUGGGGUCUCGCAUCAUAGGACUCGAGGGGGAGCAGGUACACCCCUCAGAUGCGUUCUUGGGAGAAAUGAUACGCGUGGGCCUCAUUGUGUGACACCUGUGGUGCAGGGGUGGGGGGACAGGGCGACGACCCCACAGUGGGCCCCUCCCCACCAAACACUAAUUCCUCCCAUGCUGUCUGUAGCUGUCAGAGUUUUGGUCUCCUGGGCGGGCCACCUUUGCCCCCUGGGUCCACGAGCUGACUUUCAAGUACUGUGACAGGCAGCAUGGAGUCAGUGGGUCUGACUUGGUUGGAAGGGGGCCGAAGGCGGGGGCAGGGUAGGGGCAGGGUGGGCGCAGGGCGGCUGAGAAAGCGGAAUCCCUGGCAGAUUUCCGAUUCCUGGGAUGAGAAGUGCGAGUCCAAGGCCGGGAGAGGACGGAAGGUGGAGGCGUGCGUGUUGUCAGCGUGUUGCUGGCACGCACGGGACAGGGCGCGCGUGCAGGGGCGGCCAGGGCCCCAGGCGGGCGUUUGGUCGUGCUGGUGGGGGGGCGGGGUUCAGUGUUGUGCCAGGUCAGCAUUUCAGUUCCCAUUUCACAGCUUGAAGUAGAUGACACAGAGUCACACAUGUCCUCACACUCGGGUGGGGGGUGGUAGACAGAGGGAGAUAAGCUAGUUACCUGUGGUGAGCAGGUUUCCAUUGUCGGUUAGAGAUCAUUAGAACUGAGCUCAUUUUUUUUAGAAUGAGAUCAAGUCAAAGGAUAAACCCCAAGUUAAAAUUUUUUCCUCGAUAGGAAGUGUCCAGGGACAGGGACUGAGCUGCAGACGGCGAGUCGUUCUAGAGUUGAGCUGAGUCGGGACUGGGAGGCAAGGUGGUUGUGUCAGUUAAGCAGACUGCUUUCAUUUCACUGAGUCCGGGCCUUCGUUUCAUUCAUUUUAAACCAAGCUCGCCAGUAUUGUUAGCGGAUCCAGAGGCCCUUCUAGACGGAGGCAGAAUAACUGACUCGAAGCACAGUAUGCCUGUAAGUGUCCAGGCUUGGAGCUGGCGAAAACCCUUCCGUUGGGCACACACGACAUUACUUUCCCUGAACUGACCUGUGGGGACUUAAUAUCACUGACUUGCUGGUACCCUGGGCCAACAGCAUUGAUGCCUUUACUCGGACUUUGUUGAGCUGCGUCACCCUGUGGACGUGUCACCUGCAGAAGCAAUGUGGCCGUGGGUGGUUGCUCUCUGCCGCACCAAGCUCGAGGCUGGCCCGUGCAGAGUUCCAGAGGAGAGCCUGGGACCUCACAGCUCAUGCUGGCGGCCUAGGGGACCCCUGCCUCAUUUAGCUCCUCCUGGUGCUUGGGGCUCCUCACCCUAGGCUUACACCCACGGGCCUGCAUGGGAGGCCUUGCCAGGUCAUCCCUGGGGGCGUGCUGCGGGAGAAGUCAUGCCUCUGCCUGGGCCACCACAGGUCCAGCUUCUUGCUGACAGUGCUGGCACUGCCCACGGCGAAGGGGAAGGCGCUUGGCUCGCCAGCUCCGUGAGCAGGGUGCGGUGGGCAGGGUACGAGCCGCCCCUCUCCUUCCCCUGUGGGGAGUCAGGUCACACCACGUCCCCGGCA